Messenger RNA from Mustela lutreola (European mink), 2084 nucleotides. Its product is annotated as keratin-associated protein 12-1-like. The transcript has 2 exons. NCBI's taxonomy places the organism in Eukaryota, Metazoa, Chordata, Mammalia, Carnivora, Mustelidae. The coding region runs from base 1551 to 1901 and encodes 116 amino acids. Gene Ontology annotation, cellular component: keratin filament. The record is from RefSeq and is a predicted model, not a curated record.
ACAUGGUGGGGCUGGAGUGGAGUCAGGGAGGAGGGCGGUGAGUUCUGGAGGCUCCUGCCCGGGGCGGCCUUUAUACCCAGGCAGUAGGCGUCCCGGCAACACAGAAGCACAGCUGUUGACUUCCUCAUAGUUGUUCCCCAACAUCUUGUCGUGGGAUGCGCUCCCUGUGUUUUGCUCCACUAUAAUGAGUUUGGCUGAGAGGCUGAUUCCUUCUUCUGUAAACAGGAUGUUCUGGUUUGGCUUUACGUGGGGCUCAUGCCGUUUCUCCAGACCAGUACUGUGCACACAGCACCGCUGGCCCCACUGGGGAUCGCAUCCUUUAUUCUUUUUGUCUCACAGCCGUCGGUGGUGGCUUUGAGGCAGUAAUGCUUCUUGAGCUUCUAUUUGGCACAGGAAAACAUUAGACUGGGGAUCUGCAAACUGGGAACCAGGGCAGUCUGUGGGACAAAUCUGGCCCUCUCCUUGCUUUGUAAAUAAAACUUUAUUGGAAACAGCCACGCUCAUUUGCUUACAUGCUGUCUAGGGCUUGCACUAUAAUGUGGAGUGGUUAUGAGUGAGACCAUGCCCCUGCAAAGCCUGAAAUACUUACUCUCUUUCCUGUAUAGAAAGUUGACCAACUUCUGCCUUCUAGUAAUCUAUACAGUCAUUGAUCUGAUUAUGCAACAAAUGUAUAUUGUGUGCUGGCUAUAGAGACGUCCUAGCCUCGUGAGCCUCAUGGGGCAAUGAAUAAGCGAGAACAUGGAAGUUAACGCAUGAAGUGAUGCCACGGUGGGCUGAGCCCCAGGAAGGAAAACGAGCUCAAUCCGAUAGUCCCAGAAAACCCCUAAAACCCCAGCAUAAUUUGGCGCAAUGGUAAUGACCGCAGACCCCAGAAACUGAGCUUCAGACGCCUGCUUCUUGGCCGCAGUGGGAGAGCGCGCACGCAUCACGGAAUCCAGUCGCGCAUUCGAGUACGUGGGCUACCCCUACCCCUAGGAUGGAGGCAAGGACUGAUGACUAGUCAGUGAUGAGAGAUAAUGUGGCACCUGGCACAAAGCCUGGAACGGAUGACAUGGUGGAUGCCACGGCCACGGCUGUCCCCAGUGAGGAGCCCAGCAGCUGAGCUCUGGUCCCUUGGAAAGACCUUUUGGGUCACGGGGUUUCCAAAUCAAAACGGAUCCCCGUUCUGGCGAGCAGGACGGUGCUUGUGUGGACAGAGGACAGGGUAUGUGAGCUCGGGGAGGACCUGGAGCAUCCUAAUAUGGGGGUCCUUGUAAUCAGCUGAUGGUCCUUCACCAUCCUACCUGGACUGAGUCAAGAAAUCACGGGGCUGCUGGGUGAGCCUCCAGCUGUCACAGAGACUCCUGAACAGAGUGGCUUCCACCAGGAAACUCCAGGAAGAGACGCACAGGGGAGGAGGAGGAAGAGGAAAACAAUCAGGCCACCAGGAGGAAGGCCCCCGUGUGGCUUGUUGCCAGGAUGCCACAGCCUGGGUAUAAAGGCUGCCUGGGGAAGGAGCCUCCAGACCAGCCCCGUCCUCCACCCUGACUCCACUCCAGCCCCACGCCACCAUGUGCCAGUCCAGCUGCUCCACGGGCUGCCAGCCGGCCUGCUGUGUGCCCAGCUCCUGCCAGAUGUCCUGCUAUGUGCUCAGCCCCUGCCAGACGUCCUGCUGUGUGCCCAGCUCCUGCCAGACGUCCUGCAAUGUGCCCAGCUCCUGCCAGACGUCCUGCUGCGUGCCUGUGAGCUGCAAGCCAGCCGUGUGUGUGCCCAUGAGCUGCAAACCAGCCGUGUGCCUGCCUGUGAGCUGCAAGCCCAUUGUGUAUGUGGCUCCCUCCUGCCAGUCCUCUGGGGGCUGCCAGCCCUCCUGCUCCACCCUGCUCUGCAGACCUGUCCCCUGCAGCACCCCUACCUGCUGCUGAGCCCACGGCCUCCUAGGACCCCUCCUCCAUGUGGUCAGGGGUAGCUGCUCUCCCAGCUCCUACCAGGCAGCCCAGACAUCACCCACUUCAGACCUUCUGGACUAGACCAUCUUACAGCAAAGCCACUUGAUCCCUGGUACCCAGGCGGAGAGUCGCCCCAGUGUCUCUGGUUGGUGCAGGGUG